This is a messenger RNA of Salvelinus namaycush (lake trout), 5067 nucleotides long. RefSeq names its product inositol polyphosphate-5-phosphatase A-like. Lineage: Eukaryota; Metazoa; Chordata; Actinopteri; Salmoniformes; Salmonidae. Gene Ontology annotation, molecular function: inositol-polyphosphate 5-phosphatase activity. Gene Ontology annotation, biological process: phosphatidylinositol dephosphorylation. The transcript has 15 exons. Bases 408 to 1592 code for a protein of 394 amino acids. The record is from RefSeq and is a predicted model, not a curated record.
CUGGUCGCGCGGGGCAGGACGAACUGUUCUGGCGCAAGCAGCACAUGCACUGUUCCAGGUUUAAAUCGGUUAAGAACCUAGUCCAGUUACCAUGAAGAGAUAUACAAAUCCUUUCCUGCCUGCUCUGCCAUUUCUUAGCAGACUUUGGAGAUAACUCCUUCCCAAGGAUAUAGAAUCAAGACGGCGAACGACACCAGCCAUCAACAAAAAGCGGGCAAGAGAAGAGCAGAAAUAAAUGAUCAGGAUUAAUUAAUUAUACGACCGACUUCUUAAGGGCAGGUUAUAGCGACCUAUACAAUACACCACCAUAAUCAUUAAACUGUUUGUAGCUAACACACGUACAACAUUUGACCAUCGCGUGUACAAGAGUUCUUCCUGCAGACUAUUUCUGGAAUUCGAUCGUAAUCAUGGAAACGUACACUGACGUUCUACUUGUCACCGCAAAUGUUGGGUCAUUAUUCGACAAUGUGGGUGAGAUUGAGAGUGACUGGCUUCGAGAAUUAUUUGGGACUGUCCAGAGUCACAAACCACGCUUCAUCGCCCUGCACUUCCAGGAGGUUGGAGGCAAGGACUACAUGGUCAAUAUGGGCCAUGCGGAGAACUUCUUCUGGAACAUUGAGUCCAGUGAGGAGAUGAGGGACUUUGACAGGGUCUGCAUCUAUGUGGACAACCACUUUAAGAACGUGGACAGCUUCACGGCCCUGGGAAGCAUGUACUUCAUCCACAAGUCAUUGAAAAACAUCUACCAAUAUGAUUUUAAUGUUAAGGAUUUUAAAGCAGUGUCUGGACAAAACAAGUAUGUAGGCUCCCUGGACGGGGUAACCACAAUGGAGAAAGAAAAAUUCCCGAAGAAUUUCUGGCCCGAUUUCAAAUGGUCUAGGAAGGGCUUCAUGAGGACCCGGUGGAUCAUUCACAACCAGGGUCUGGACCUAGUCAACGUACACCUUUUCCAUGAUGCCUCCAACCUCAUUGCCUGUAAUGCCAGUCCCUCCAUCUACUCAGCCAACCGCCAGAAGGCCCUCAGAUAUGUCAUCAAUAGGAUAUCAGAGAGCAGCUAUACUCCACUCCCCUUCUUCCUGUUUGGGGAUUUCAACUUCCGCCUGGACACCCUUAGCCUGGUCCAGAACUUGUCCACUUCAGCAGAGGUGCAGACAGUGAAGAAGGACAGCAGUAACGAGGUAGAGAAAAUAAUCUGUGAGGAAAAGGACAAUGACCACAAGAUUCUUCUCCAUAUUGAGACCAAGAUGUUUGCCUACCUGCACCAGGCAGUGUUCAGAGAGGACAACGGCAGAGCGAUUUUGAAAUAUGACAAGGAGAUUGCAGCCUUUCAAGAUGUCAUUGCAGAGGAAGAAAUCCUGUUUCCACCCAGUUACCCCUAUAGUGAAGACUACACUAAACCCACCCAGUACAUGAACACUCGCUGCCCCUCCUGGUGCGACCGUAUCCUUAUGUCUCACACUGCCCAAGACAUCAUCCACAGGAGGGAUGAGGGAGAGAGCAGUGUGGUUUACAACAUACUGGGCCCUAAUGUCUGCAUGGGCGACCACAAACCUGUUUUCUUGUCCUUUGCACUGAAGACAAAUGGCCAUUGACAAGGAUCCCUCUGUGGUAAGAGUAUAUGUGCUAGUGAGUGUGUAGUGUAUGUUCUGUAGGUUUACAGGAUUAUAUCCAGGGGGUCUCUGAAAUAGCGAUCACAGGCCGUAAUCUUGUCCAGCUCCCGGGCCUUAUUCUCCAGAGAGCCAUAGACCAGGCUGGCCCAGUGGAGUGCUGUUGGGAUAUGAACUAAGAUGAAGUGCUUCUGUGGACAAACUGUCUCCUUUGUCCAUAAUGUAGCUGGGCCAUCUAUGUCUAUAGAAUCCUCUCCACUGUCGCUGUGUGUGGCUACACUAAGCCCAAUGUGGGCCCUCUUUUCAUUCAUUACCAGACAGAUCGCCGUCCAGAGAGACAUUCAUUGUGCAGGGCAGUGUAUUGGCAUUUUUACGGCUGUGAUUUUGUUUUGCUGCCAUUUCUAUGACUUUUUCAUAUGAUGGUUUUCUCCUUAAAGAGGAUUCCUCUUCAGAAGGUUCUAACAGUAAUAAAAGCCAUGUAUCGGAAGGACUUAUUGGAAGGGCUUUUCAAUGAGAGGGACAGCAUACCAAAGCAAAUAAUAUGUGAUUCUCUGGUCUGCCAUGGCUAUCCUGGUUCCGUCUAUGAAUCCAGCAGGUUUUCACCAAAUUUUGACUUUUAUCUUAUUUCGUUUUUUAGGAACUCCUUUAGCAAUCCUAUAUCAUUAAUUGACACAUUGAAAGAAUUUAUAGAUGAUUUCUAGAUGUUACUGAAUGUUUUCCUUGUGGAUGGUAAAGAGUUAACUUUUCUCCCAUUAUGUAAGCCAGUGUCUAUCCAACAUUGGUCAUCACCAUCACACACUCCCACUCCGCUAUCCGUACCAGAGGAUAAACAGAGCAGCUCCUACCCAGUCACGGCACCCAGCCUCUCCCUGAAGUGCAUGCAGUCAGUUUCCACCCAACCAAGUCUCUCACAUUCUAUUCUCCUCUCACUUCAAGUUAUUGAUUGCCAUGACUUGGGUGACAUCAUCACAGAUUUGAUCAUCAGCAUUAUGGAUUUUUUUGACAGACAAUUUGCUCUGUCCUGUGCUUGGCCAUACGUCUUGCCAUCCAGACCCCAAAACGUACACCGAGACAGGGUAUUUUCUGGGAGUCCUCUCUUCAGUGAUGGAUCGUUGGAAUAGGAUUGCUGGAUGGAAUAGGACCAACGUAAAGACAAUAGACUAUGUGACUGUGGGACUGCUGAUGUUUAGGCCAUGGUCUUGUCAGGGAGGGACCAGCUCUCUCCCAAUGGGAGGAAUGAGACAUGUGAGGACACACACACACACACACACACACACACACACACACACACACACACACACACACACACACACACACACACACACACACACACACACACACACACACACACACACUGGCACUCUGCCAAGUAAAUGCCCUGACUUCAGCUGGUCAAACGGUUUUAAAGUGUCAAGGGUUUAUAAUUAAGUAUUGACCUUCAUUCCUUCUGACAUUCCUGAAUGGAAGAUGGAUGCAUGCUUUUCAUUUGUAUGUUAGUAGUCUUUUAUUUUACUUAUUUAUUUUCUUACUGUUUUAACUGUUUACUAUCAAUAUAAGCAUGCUAAAAGCAAACAUUCACAAACACAAUAAACAAAAGCUGCUACAGUAUUUCAAUGCACCGUCAGCAUGUUUGUCAGAAUAGAGCAGUAGCGUAAUACACAUUUCUCUGUGCAUUCUUAUAUUGUGCAGUCUUUUGUUGAAAGCAUACAUUUUACCAGUACGUACAUACUAUCCCAGCUCAUCCUUGGAACAGUGAACUCCAACAAAACGCUCCAUUUGCCCCCUAAUGCCACGCUGAGGUCAUUUUUCCUAACCUACAAUUUCAAUGGUGUUGUAAUAACUCAGCUUAAAUCAAUAAAAUGAUGUAAAAGACCAGUGGGGCAGAUUCAGGCUGGGAGCCCAUAAGGUCAGAAUGAAAUGUGGAAAUGCGCCUUCUUUUCCCAUCAGACCUCAGCCUUGGAUUCCCUCAGACUCGAAAGUAUAACAUCUACAUGCUGCUGAAUACUGAUGAUCACAGCUCUGCCUGCCUGCUACCACACUCUGCUGGGUAUACUCUCUGGUGGCUUGUACGUUGACAUAUUAUGGGGUGGGCCUAUGUAAUGUACAAACAUAUGCUUCAACUGUAAGGUUAGUCUACUCUAUCGGACAUCAGAGCAGACAUGGGUGGCUAAAUACUGUUCCACAUUCAGACAAUAUCAGCACAAAAAGACACCAAGCUUGCUAGAUUAGUCACUGAUAGGAGUUGAUUUUGCUGCUCCCUUAUAAGGACAUCACGAUUAUGUAGUCUAUUUUCAUUUCUGAUGCGUAUUGCCGGUGGUACAGUAGGUAGCUACGUUCUUGUUACCACGAAGUGGUUUAUUCCACAAACUAUGACUGGGUCCUUUAAAGUAGCUCCUAAGAGAUUCAUAAAUAUGUUUUCAUUUGUUUUUAGAGAAUUGAAGAGUGUACUAAUAGAGAUUUCUCUUGUUCAGGGGAGCUGACACAAUGUUAUUCUGUUUUUAAUAAUGCAUCCAUUGUUUUACAAGGCAGCAUCUUCUGGACUGUUUCAGUUACUGUGAUCAGUUUGACUGUUUUACUAAACAAUAACUUGUUUACCAUCCCACUCUUUAAUUUGAAUGUGGAUGUGUCUGGAAUGGAUGUUUGAUACCACAGUCACACAUACGCACACACAUGCACACCCACGCACACGUUCACACACGCAAAGUUUAAACAAUUUGAAGCUUGACACCUAUGUAUUAUUUUGGUUUCCGUUAUUUUAUUGAGUAUAUCUCUCUUUCUAUGUUUUAUUUUUAUUUGUGCUGUAGCAACCUCUUCAGAUCUUUGUUCAUUGUCCAUGUUCUGUUUUGUAUGAAAUGGAUGGAUAGUUUGCAUCAUUUUGCUUUAAUAAGAACUAUUUCAAAGACUUCAAAAAAUAUAAUCAUGGAUUUCUUUAUAGUUAAUAGUUGUAUCAGUGAUAUUCAGAAUGCACUUAAAUGAUCAAUGCCUAUUAAUGAAGUUAUUCAAAUGUUGUACUCUUAUUUUGAGGUAGAAAAUGCAUCAUUUGUAAUCGAUCUUCCUCUGUAGUAUGUGUUGAUUGACUGACACUCAAUCUGCUGUGAAGUAAUUAUAGACUGAUAUGACAAGGAUUCAUUAGUUCAAAUGUAUAGAUAGAUUAUCCUUGUAAUCUGUACCCUGUCAAAUGUCCUUAAUUAGUUUACUAUCAAUAAUGUAUGGGUCUGCGUGGAAAGUGCAAGUCCCACUCAAUAAUAUACUUAUACUAGUUGAUUUAUGGUAUUGUCAACAUAUUGUAAUGCCCUCCAGGGAUUGCUCUUGGUUUAGAGUUCAACAUGAGGCCAGUAGUAUUGUUAGAUGGAGUGGACUAAUGUCGUUUGUCAAAUUCUCUGGUCGAACACACAAAAAAAACACUACAUUCUUGUAAUGCUUCCAGUUUUGUAAAUAAAUGUUGACCACUGCAAUUAUA